AUGAAAAUCUCCUUGCCGCGGCAGUCAUUCUACGUUUCUAUGAAGAGGUGGACUGUGAGUUCUCUCUAUUUGAGAUCCCGAAUUUCCGCUGACUCUGACAAAGUUCCGUCAAUGGGCCAAGAUACAGAAAGUGCUCUUCGAGGUAUUCAAAUCUUUCUGGAUUCUCAGAUUGGACCUGCAGUAUCUGGGUAUGGGCUACGACAUGCAGCUUAUUGGAUUGCACUGCGACAAGAAAUCACUACCGCAUUUAGUAAGCAACGAACCUUCCGACUCCCUCUAGGGCCAUGCGAGCCAUAUCGAUCCUUCGAACCAGCCGAUGAUUAUGUCUGGGCAGACAGACUAGUAAUUCACUGCGCCGAUGUACUCCAAUAUUGUUAUGGGUCUGAAGAGGCCCCCCGAGACCGACCCCAGUCAAGCAUGGGUAUCCUCCACCAACCGGGUACCGACAUGCGCAUCGCACGCUACGAGGAACUGGUCGAAUUUGAAACUCUCUGGGCUGAGCUAGGUCCGCCCAGUUUUAAACCCAUUUAUUUUCGGGAACCGGAUCGCUCAUGCGGUGAAGUCUUUCCAGAACUGUGGUACCUGAACAACUGCCAUGUAGCGGGUCUUCAAUUUCUCGAACUCGCACGAAUUCUGCUCACAGUAUAUAAUCCCAAGCUACCUCGCCUAGGUCCUGGGCAACGCACGGCAAUGCGAUCGGUAGACGAGAAAGUGCGGGCAAUUGUUGUGCGGCUAUGUGGGAUUGCACUCUCCAAUGAACAUAGUCCUCCAGGCCUGGUGACGGCGUCCGCUGCAAUUGGAAUGUGUGGAGAUCGAUUUACUGAGAAAUUUGAACAAAAUGCGUUACUUGGGGUUUUGGCCAAAUUGGAGAAUGAGUAUGCGUAUCCCACUUUGAGUACACGGGAAUCGCUGAAAGUUGCGUGGGGGUGGGACGUGGGAGCAAGUAUGUAA
Molecule: messenger RNA, 951 nt
Organism: Penicillium odoratum
Lineage: Eukaryota; Fungi; Ascomycota; Eurotiomycetes; Eurotiales; Aspergillaceae
Exons: 1
Coding region: 1-951 (316 amino acids)
Source: RefSeq, a predicted model, not a curated record